Rhea pennata is the source of this 3150-nucleotide messenger RNA. RefSeq names its product LCK proto-oncogene, Src family tyrosine kinase (gene LCK). The transcript has 12 exons. The record is from RefSeq and is a predicted model, not a curated record. The coding region runs from base 958 to 2484 and encodes 508 amino acids. Gene Ontology annotation, biological process: innate immune response; B cell receptor signaling pathway; cell surface receptor protein tyrosine kinase signaling pathway. Gene Ontology annotation, molecular function: ATP binding; signaling receptor binding; non-membrane spanning protein tyrosine kinase activity. Gene Ontology annotation, cellular component: extrinsic component of cytoplasmic side of plasma membrane. NCBI's taxonomy places the organism in Eukaryota, Metazoa, Chordata, Aves, Rheiformes, Rheidae.
CCCCGCGCCGCGGGGCGGAUGCUCGGCGGACGGCCCCGCGCCGGGGCGGCCGCGCUGAACCCGUUGCGCUUCGCCAUCGUGGAGGCGAGGCAGGAUGUUCGCUGUCUUCACCCCCCCCUCCAUCCCCCACCGCCAGCGCUGCCACCCCUGCGGGGGGGGGGGGGAGAAAACACGCAAAAAUGUCGAAAAACGCAGCCCCGGGCCCGGGCGCUGACGCGGUGCCGAGGCGGCGGCGUGGGCCCUUCCUGGCGGCUGGCGCUGGGGGGCUGCAGCCUCCCCGGGGGGGCCCGAAAACUGAUGCGCGUUUUUAUAUGCAAAAUAUGCAAAAACAGAUGUACGUUUUUAAAGGGUAGGACCCUCCGGGAGGGGAAAAACGCAGAGCGGCUCCGGCCCGGGGGCUGGACCCGGCGGGUGCCGCGGGUCGGGCGCCGGCGGGGCCGGCGGCCGCCGAGCUCCUUGGCGCUGCGGUUCGCAAAGCUCUUGGCCCGGCGCUCGGCCCCCAGCUUGCCUCGGGGAGCUGCUUUUAAGCCCAGGACCUCGUAAAACACUUGGUGCAACGCCAUGCGAGGAAUUAUUCAUUGAUAAAACGAUUAACUAAAAGGGAGACCGUAGGAGUCAGGGCUGGAAGGGGGGAAGGCGCCGGCGGCGAAGCAGACAGCCGUGCCGGCCAGAGGGUGGCUGUGCCGUGCCGGCAGCUCGGGAGGCACCAGCGCUGAUCGCCAUCGGCGUUUUGGAUUAACGAAGCCAGAACAAAAAAAAUACAGCUGAUUGCAGAGAGUCAGGGGACGUCUUCCGUGCCGCGGAGGACCCGGGGGCGCCGGCGACGUGGCGGCCCGGGGCUGUAGGAAUGGGCUCAGCUUCGGGGACCGGGGCGGGCGGCGGGACGGACGCGGGGACAGGGACGUCCCGGCUUCCCCUAGGGCCUCUCGCCCCCCGGCCCACCCCUCCGCAGCGACCAUGGGCUGCUGCUGCAGUUCGGACUACGACGACGACUGGAUCGAGAACAUCGACAUCUGCGAGCGCUGCAAUUACCCCAUCGACCCCAGCGAGAAGCGGCAGAGGCUGAUCCGCAACGGCUCCGAGGUGCGAGACCCGCUGGUGUCCUACGAGGCCACCUCGCCGCCCUGCUCCCCGCUGCAAGAGAGGCUGGUGGUGGCUCUGUACAACUACGAGCCCAACCACGAUGGAGACCUGGGGCUGCAGAAGGGCGAGAAGCUCCGCAUCCUCGAAGAGACGGGCGAGUGGUGGAAGGCGCAGUCGCUCACCACCGGCCAGGAGGGCUUGAUCCCCUACAACUUUGUGGCCACGGUCAACAGCCUGGAGCCGGAGCCGUGGUUCUUCAAAAACCUCAGCAGGAAGGACGCGGAGCGGCAGCUCCUGGCCUCGGGGAACACGCACGGCUCCUUCCUCAUCCGCGAGAGCGAGACCUCCAAAGGCUCCUACUCGCUGUCGGUGAGGGACUUCGACCAGAACCAGGGCGAGACGGUGAAGCACUACAAGAUCCGCAACAUGGACAACGGCGGGUACUACAUCUCCCCCCGCGUCACCUUCGGCAGCCUGCACGAGCUGGUGGAGUACUACACACGCAGCUCCGACGGGCUGUGCACCCGCCUCGGCCAGCCCUGCCGGACCCAGAAGCCGCAGAAGCCGUGGUGGCAGGACGAGUGGGAGGUGCCGCGGGAGUCGCUCAAGCUGGUGGAGAAGCUGGGAGCGGGGCAGUUUGGAGAAGUCUGGAUGGGCUUCUACAACGGCCACACCAAGGUGGCCGUCAAAAGCCUGAAGCAGGGCAGCAUGUCGCCCGGCGCCUUCCUGGCGGAGGCCAACCUCAUGAAGAACCUGCAGCACCCGCGGCUGGUGCGGCUCUACGCGGUGGUGACCAAGGAGCCCAUCUACAUCAUCACCGAGUACAUGGAGAAAGGCAGCCUUGUGGACUUCCUCAAGACCUCGGAAGGGAUCAAGCUGACCAUCAACAAACUGCUGGACAUGGCCGCGCAGAUCGCCGAAGGCAUGGCCUUCAUCGAGGCCAAGAACUACAUCCACCGCGACCUGCGGGCCGCCAACAUCCUGGUGUCGGAAACCCUGUGCUGCAAGAUCGCCGACUUCGGGCUGGCCCGCCUCAUCGAGGACAACGAGUACACGGCUCGCGAGGGGGCUAAAUUCCCCAUUAAAUGGACAGCGCCGGAGGCCAUUAAUUACGGGACGUUCACUAUUAAGUCAGACGUCUGGUCCUUCGGCAUCCUGCUGACGGAGAUCGUCACCUACGGCCGGAUCCCGUAUCCAGGGAUGACGAACCCAGAGGUGAUACAGAACCUGGAGCGCGGCUACCGCAUGCCGCAGCCGGAAAACUGCCCGCGGGAGCUGUACGAACUGAUGAUGCAGUGCUGGAAGGAGCGGCCCGAGGACCGUCCCACCUUCGAGUACAUGAAGAGCGUGCUGGAGGACUUCUUCACGGCCACCGAGGGCCAGUACCAGCAGCAGCCGUGAGGCACCGGGCGCCCCGCGGGUGCUCCCGGCCGCUGGCCCCCCCCCCCCCCCCCCGCACGUCUUUCGCAGACACGACGCCGGGCCUCGCCGCUCCCGCAGGCAACAGUGAAGAUUCGACGCGUUUCCGGAGCGGCGGAUUUUCUCCCCCCUCUCCUCCAGCCCCCUCGGAGGACGGUGAUGACCGAGGGGCGCUGGCACAGAGCCCCCCCCCCCCCCAACCCGCCGCAGAGAGCGUCCGCCGCGGCCUGGCCGGCCCGUCCCGAUUCCGGGGCGCUCCCCGGUUCCCGCAGCACGUGCUUCCGUCGGCGGCGGCUUUUCCAGCAGAAACUCUUCCCCGUUCGGGAGCGGGGGCGUCCAGACGGGCCGGACGUUGGCUGUAGGACCCUCUUUCUCCCCAUUUUUUUUUUUUUUUUUUUUUAUUAUUAUUCCCCAAAUUCUGUCUCGUCCUGCUGUCUCGUUUUUGGCAAAUAAAGGCCUUCGGACCGACCCCCUCGAGGCGGCGGCGGAGACGGAGGGGCGGGGGGGGCCGCCGGCGCCAGCCCGGCCCCGGGGCGAUGCGGGGAACGCGGGGCCCGUUCCCGCCGGCCCCCUUUGCCCCCCUUCCCCCCCCCCCCGGCAAUGGUCCAGCCCCAUCUGGAGCUCCCCCCCACCUCCGCUGAUAGUUCC